Schistosoma rodhaini is the source of this 4369-nucleotide messenger RNA. The record is from the annotation of a GenBank genome assembly. Lineage: Eukaryota; Metazoa; Platyhelminthes; Trematoda; Strigeidida; Schistosomatidae.
GGGGCGAACGUGGUAAUGCCUUUCCGCUAUUUGCAUUUCCUGGUAUGCGCACUGUGUAUUUCGUCACCAAAUAAUACUUGAUCAUAUACCAAAAAAGUGCGCCUGGGAAAAACUGGCGGCUUGCAUUACUAAUUUGCAUUUUAAUGCACUUCGAAAUGAAACCUGAUAUAUUACUACCUUUUUCAUUUUACCGUAAGAACCAGCUUUGUGUAUUUCAAGUUGUUGUCGUAAAUUACAAAUUUCCUGCUGUCGUUGGGGUUUCAUCCUCAGACAAUGUUGAGAUCUCUGAUGAGGUGUUAUCCAAGUUUGGUCCAGAUUUACCUCGAAGAUUGACCAUUCAACUACCAACCCGAGUGAUUCCGGCUAAGUCGUUAAGACUAGAGAUUAUGUAACCUGAAUUAUUCUAAUUUUACGGUGAAACAGGACUCCGGUGGACCCGGUUCUCUUACCUUUUUUGGAAAAUAGUCUCCAUUACAGAUUGCGUAAGUCUCGUGACAUUGAUUGUUAAAUUCUUCAGAGAUGUCACACACCAUGGUUGGAACAAAGCAGACUAUUCGAGCACUUGGUGAUCACUUCAGUUUACUAAUCGUCGAGGCCAUUUCAGCAUCUGGAGAAUCGUUCCCCAUUCAAAACAUCAGGGGAACCAUUUUAAAAGAGGAUUAUGACUUUCCUUCACAUUUCAACAACCUCACUUUUCCCUCGAAUUCAUUCAAUAACAGUGAUAAUCUUUGGUCAUGUGAGCUUAUUCAGUCACCUUCUGAUCAACCUGUUUUCAAAAUUUGUUCUUCUACCAAAUUGAUCUUGGUCCAAGCUGAAGCUUCACCUAAUUUGUCAGCUGGGUUUGGAAGAUCUAAGAUUUCCAAGUUGACACCAAAAGUCAAUUACAUCACCAGUCACUUGUUUGGUUUGGAUACAGUUAGAGAUGUAAUUCUCGGCUAUCUCAGCAACUUCCUACUAACGUGUGUUCAUGGAAAUGACACUGUUUUUUCUUCCAAUAUAACUCCUGGGAUUAUCCUUUAUGGACUUCCUGGCUGUGGAAAGCGUACAUUUCUUGAGAAUAUUGCCAAUGACCAAAUCCACUUAGUUUCGACAAUUGGGUCCUUGUAUGAAAAGCCGGUAUUCAUUACAUUUACAUCUGAAUUGGUCACCGAAUUAACUAAUAAAUCUUCUCAUCAUAAUGCCUAUCGCUGGCUGACGAAUUUGGUUGGACAAUUAGAUGUCAGCAACAGAAACUGCAUUCCUGUAAUUAUUUUAUGGCCUAACAUCGACAAGUGGAUCGAUAACGAUGAAAAUAUAGAUACUAAUACUCAUUCUACAGCUGAUACGGAUGUUGAAUCAAAAAUGUUUCCUAAAAUUUUAGAAAGGUUUAUCGAAUCAAUCCAAUUGGUUAGUCAGAGUUUGGUUCACAAUCAAAAGCCAACAUAUCGAUUUUGCAUUCUAGCAACAGCUACUACGAUUGACAAAGUUUUUAGCAUCCAUGAAUGCAGGGAACUAUUUUAUAGACGUUUGUUAAUAUCACUUCCGGAUGCAAGCAAACGUUAUCAGAUCUUGUAUCACAAUAUCCAAACGUGUUUGAGUCAUGGGACUAAUUUCAUGUCUAGUAGUGAAUCUUCUCACGGUUCCAUUGUGAAUAUUCAAUCAUACGAUAUAACAGAUGAAAAUGAAAGUCUUAUUCAGGUUGCGGCUCGAUUACAUGGUUAUACGCCCAAGGAUUUGGUUCGCUUGGUUCAUGUCAGCUACGCAUCCUUUCUAUCCAAACAGAACGACAAUUCAAAGGAUUUUCCCAGAAACUUUAAUCAAUCAUUGGACUCGUUCUGUGAAAUUUUGAUAAAUGAAUCUCAUUCAUAUUUGCCGAUAAAUCUUUCUCAACAUAUAACUUCAGUGGAACCGUUAAGGUGGACUGAUAUUGGUGGAUAUCGUGAGCUGAAACUCACAUUCAAAACUAUGAUACAAGAUCGUUUGGUUAGUGCCGCCAAACCCAAUAGCUUAGAUGCACAAGCGGACGCUGCUUUACGUCUUCGUGUACCUCGUGGGAUAUUACUUCAUGGUCCUCCAGGUUGUUCCAAAACUAUGUUUGUGCGAGCUUUGGCUACUGAAUGUCAACUCCCGCUAAUCGCAGUUCAGGCAUCUAGGAUAUUUGGUCGUUAUGUUGGUGACAGUGAACGUAAUAUGCGAAGAAUCCUUGUACAUGCUCGUGCUUCCGCUCCUGCUAUUUUGUUUAUUGAUGAAAUUGAUCUGUUGCUUCCUUCCCGAAAUACAGGAGAAACAAGUGCAAGUGAACAUGUCUUAGGUGAAGUCUUAAUGGCUAUGGAUGGAGUUGAAGGUCAAAAUGGACAAGUAAUUCUCGUAGCAGCGACUAACAGAAUGGAUAAUUUAGAUUCAGUAAGUAAUUAUUGUUUGAUCUAACUUUUUAAAAACAGCUUUCAUAACUGGCGGAUAUCAUCCGAAUAACCAUUGAAAACGAGCGAAUAGUAAUCGGUCGUUGUGUCUUAGGUUGAGAUCCUUCAGCUACAUGCGCUUACCCCACAUAGGACUGAACUCACUUGAGAACCUUCAGGUUUCAUGUCCCACCAAACAGUUAUUAAUUUGGUAGAAAUCCAUUAUUCAUCAUUCCUAAUUAAAGUCGACUAGCAGUAUUUCCCCUACUUUUAAUUGAACUAUAGUCAGGACGUAAUUGCUAAUCAAAAUUACUUUUGGGACUUUGGACAAUGUUGGGAAUGGUAGAUCUACAGAAAUCACUUGGUAAAUGUUCCGAUUUCGUAAUAUUAUUUUGGGAAUUUGAAUUCCUCAUUUUCAUGCCAAAAACGCCCACUUUUACCUUCAGUUGUAUUUCCUACUCAGAAAGACCUUAACUUGUCACAUUUAAACAGCAUAGGAUUACAGAUAAAGAGUAAAUAAUUGUAAUCACUUGGUAUCUGCUAUGAAUUUCAGCCUUGCGAAAUCAAGUGUCGUGUAAAUAUAAUCCUGAUACAUAACUGUAUAGAAAUGUCGAAUUCAUCAAUGAAAUCGUCUCCUGAGAUGGUUAGAAUGUAUUUUGCACAUCCCCAGUCACCGCUCCUCAAUGCACAUUUCUGUCUAAAAAAGGAGUUAGGAAUGGUCAAACAAAAACAUUACAUGUCCAUUACAAUUCGUGAAGCAAUCGGCCAAUAUUGAACUGUCGUGCUGAAAAAUUCAGAAUUCUUUGUUGGGGUCUGGAAUAAUUGUAAUAUCUGUUGUUGGAGUUCGGUUAAAACUUAACUCAUUCAUCAUGUACUUGAGUAUAAAGCGACACCCUAAGUAUGAGAGCUAAUGAUACUAUCAGGUCACCUAAACCGAAGUAGGUUAUGGAGGGUUCGGACCAGGUUCUUGGUGGCUGAAACUUAAACGCCGUAACCUAUAGGUCCACCUCUCUACAUUACUCAAACCAGUUGCUAUGGUGCAUGAAUAUUCAUCUUUUUUCUAUAGUUCGAGUUCCAUGUCAUUAUAUACUGUCCACUCCAAUUGAUAUCAUUACAUCGAUUCCCAUCCAUUAUCUUUUGAUCACUUCCUUUUUCGCUGGACAUACGUAAGUCGUGGCCAACUGAAUCGAAUUAUGCUUAAAUCAGGUUCAGUGGUUUAUUUUCUACAUUCGUACGUAUUUCCACAUUUGUUCGCAAAAAGGAUUAAAAUUCUUCUUUGUUAAUUGUUUUCAUCUCACUAUAAAUAACUUUUUAUGCUUUCCUCUCAGGCAUUAAGUCGCGCUGGUCGUUUUGAUUUAGUCAUUGAAGUAUCACCACCCGAUGCAGACGCACGAACAGAUAUUCUACGUUUAGAAUUAUCAAAACGUGCACUAAAAGAUAAAUCAUUAUUAAAUUGUAAAUGGCUAAAUUUAUUCGCUACAAAUCAAUUGAAUAAUUACACAGGAGCAGAAGUUGUCCAAGUAGUUCAACAAGCUGCUCAAAUUGCUCGUCAAGAUAAUUCUAAUCAAAUAUCUAAAAAACAUCUUCUACAAGCUCAGACUCUUUUGCCUCCUCGUUCACUUUUAAAUUAUUUCUCUCAAAGAAAAAUAAUAAACAACCAGGUGACUAUGUCAACCAAUAAUAAUUUGUUAUCAAUUCGUCAGAAAACUUUAAUUUUUCCAGUUUUAAUUCUAUGUAUUGCUAUUAUUUCCCAACUGGUUUAUAUUAACAACAUAUUUAAAAUUAUAUGAAAAGAUACUCCUUAUUUUUGAAGAUAUUGAUAGUGUUGAUAAACUCAGUUAUUGCUUCCCUGUGAUUAUACGGGUGUGUUAUAUUCUCCUUUUUUUUAAAUAUUUUAAAAUAUAUGUGUACAUUUUUAUUAAAGAAUGAUAACGCUAUGAUAUCUCUGCCAUAUAUUUUUAUUAUGUACUACGAAUACAGGAAAAGUGAUG